This is a messenger RNA of Engraulis encrasicolus (European anchovy), 1241 nucleotides long. RefSeq names its product exosome component 2 (gene exosc2). Gene Ontology annotation, molecular function: RNA binding. Gene Ontology annotation, biological process: TRAMP-dependent tRNA surveillance pathway; nuclear polyadenylation-dependent rRNA catabolic process; CUT catabolic process. Bases 34 to 915 code for a protein of 293 amino acids. The transcript has 9 exons. The record is from RefSeq and is a predicted model, not a curated record. Gene Ontology annotation, cellular component: cytoplasmic exosome (RNase complex); nuclear exosome (RNase complex). Lineage: Eukaryota; Metazoa; Chordata; Actinopteri; Clupeiformes; Engraulidae.
CAACAGGCGACUCAAUAAAGUCUCUGCGGAAGCAUGGCGGUGGACAUGAGAUUACCUGCUAUUUUGAAACAAAUAUCUCUUUCUGGUUCAAAAAAUGCAGCAUCUACUCUUGUGGUUCCUGGAGAUGUUAUUACCACAGACACUGGUUUCAUGCGGGGACAUGGGACGUACUUGGAUGAAGACAAGCUGACGGCCUCUGUAGCUGGGGAAGUCGAACGGGUAAACAAGCUCAUUUGUGUUCGCCCUCUAAAGACAAGGUAUAACGGUGAAGUGGGUGAUGUAGUGGUUGGAAGGGUUGUAGAGGUGCAGCAGAAGCGAUGGAAGGUGGAGACCAGCUCUCGCCUGGACUCUGUGCUGCUGCUGUCUUCAGUCAACCUUCCUGGGGGGGAGCUGAGGCGGAGAUCGGCGGAAGACGAGCUGUCCAUGAGGGACUACUUGCAGGAAGGAGACCUCAUCAGUGCUGAGGUGCAGGCUGUCUACUCUGAUGGCUCUCUCUCUCUCCACACACGCAGCUUGAAGUACGGAAAGCUGGGUCAGGGUGUCGUGGUGCAAGUGUCACCUUCUCUGGUGAAGAGGCAGAAGACUCACUUCCACAACCUGCCCUGCGGAGCCUCCAUCAUCCUGGGCAACAACGGCUACAUCUGGCUGUUCCCCACCCCUCCACAGCAGGAUGAGGACGUGGGCGGCUACUACACCAGCACAGAGCCCGUGGCCCUGUCUGACAGAGAGGUGAUCUCUCGGCUGAGGAACUGCAUCCUGGCUCUGGCCGCGCACAAGGUCCUGCUGUUUGACACCAGCGUUCUCUACUGCUACGAGUCCUCGCUCUCACACCAGAUAAAAGACAUCCUGAAACCAGAGGUCACCGAGGAGGUUGUCCUACUGACCAGGCACCGACUGGCAGACCAGGAGGGUUGAACCCAGUGCUCCCAGACAUUCUAGAAUGGGGCGGCAUACUGUAGUCUGGAAUCUUUGGUUUAGACUUGAUGUGUCCCUCGAUGCAACUUUUGAGCAUCAUUUACUGUGGAUGACUAAUGACAGAUAUUUCAUUAUGUUUUAUCUAUUUAGUGUAAAAUAACUUGCAUGCAAGCACAGCUUUCAUCAUUGUUAUUUUUUUCAUAUUGCAGCAAAACAGACUUUAAAGUAUACUGUCAUUCUGUGAAGGACAGUGACUAAUAACUUUUGUAUGUAGUCUACUCUUGUAUAAAACACAAAUAAAUAAGGGGUGAUCCCUGUCCAAAGUA